Messenger RNA from Misgurnus anguillicaudatus (oriental weatherfish), 5655 nucleotides. The record is from RefSeq and is a predicted model, not a curated record. Lineage: Eukaryota; Metazoa; Chordata; Actinopteri; Cypriniformes; Cobitidae.
AGAAAGAGCGAGCUUGCUUGUGAUGUGUUUGUGUAUCCUCAGUGUUUUCUCUCGUGAGUGUUUUAUUGAGUGUAAACAGAGUCUUGUCUCUGGGUAUUUUAGUGUUGAUGAUGGAUGUGAUGUGCUGUAAAUCAGGAACUGAUCAGGGCUUACAGGAUGAUGAAUCUACUGAUCAAACCUCCACAGAGUCUCUGGAUUCUGUCUGUAACGCUGGAGAACAGCAGCAGAUCCUGCAGACCAAACUCAACAUGUGUUCAGUCAAACUCAUCGACUUCAGGAACCUCAUGAUGAAGACGAGAAGAGAAACCACAGAAAUAAAAACUGAACCCACAGAAAUAAAAACUGAACCCACAGAAAUAAAAACUGAACCUACAGAAAUAAAAACUGAACCUACAGCAGAUGAAUAUGAAGACAAUCAGGAUGGUCAUGAUUUUAUUCCUUCAGUGUUGAUGAUGGAUGUGAUGUGCUGUAAAUCAGGAACUGAUCAGGGCUUACAGGAUGAGGAAUCUACUGAUCAAACCUCCACAGAGUCUCUGGAUUCUGUCUGUAACGCUGGAGAACAGCAGCAGAUCCUGCAGACCAAACUCAACAUGUGUUCAGUCAAACUCAUCGACUUCAGGAACCUCAUGAUGAAGAUCAAAACUGAACCCACAGAAAUAAAAACUGAACCUACAGAAGUAAAAUCUGAACCUAGAGAAGACAAUCAUGAUGAUGGUCAUGAUUUGAUUUCGCCAGAUGUGAAGAGUGAAUUAUGUUUGGAUGGAGAAAUGACUUCCUUGACUCUUUCCUGCAUCACCGGUGGAGAGACAUUGAGCUCACAGAGACAUUUAGAGAGAAAACACACAGAACAUAAAGAUCAUCUGAAGAAACACACCAGUGAGAGACCGUAUCAGUGCUGUGAAUGUGGAAAAACCUUUAGGUAUUCAGGUUCCUUGAAAAAUCACCAGAAAAUUCACUCUGAAGAGAAACCCUUUCAAUGUUUACACUGUGAUAAACAUUUCCGUCAGAAAUCUCAUUUGAUAGUCCAUGAGAAAGUUCACACUGGAGAGAAACCUUAUCACUGUAAUGUUUGUAAGAAGAGUUUUAAUCAACGUCACCAUUUAGUGUCACACCAGAGAACUCAUACAGGUGAAAAACCUUACAAAUGCUCUCAUUGUGAGAAGACGUUUACGGAGUCACGUUCUGUAAAAAUCCAUGAGAGACUUCACACUGGAGUGAAACCUUACCACUGCUCUCACUGUGGGAAGAGCUUCUCUGAUCCAUCUCAAUUCAGUGUCCAUCAGAGACUUCAUACUGGAGAGAAACCUUACCACUGUAGUGUUUGUGGGAAGAGUUUUAAUAAACGUCACCAUUUAGUUUCACACCAGAGAAUUCAUACAGGUGAAAAACCUUACAAAUGCUCUCAGUGUGAGAAGAAGUUUGCGGAUUCAAGCUCCGUAAAAGUUCAUGAGAGACUUCACACUGGAAAGAAACCUUACCACUGUUCUCACUGUGGUAAGAGCUUCUCUGAUAAAUCUCAUUUCAAUGUCCAUCAGAGACUUCAUACUGGAGAGAAACCUUACCACUGCUCUCAAUGUGGAAAGAGCUUCUCUGAUCCAUCUCAAUUCAGAGUCCAUCAGAGAAUUCACACUGGAGAGAAACCUUAUCAGUGUACUAUUUGCGGGAAGGGUUUUAAUCAAAAGUCAAACUUUGUAAAGCACCAAAGAAUAAUUCAUACAGGAGAAAGACCUUACAAAUGUACAGCAGGAGGCGCUCUGCAGCUCUUUAGUCUUAAUAUAUACCCACUAAAGAAAGAAAGAAAGAAUGAGCUCACUUGUGACGUGUUUGUGUAUCAUCAGUGUUUUUCUCUCUUGAGUGUUUUAAACAGAGUCUUGUCUCUGUGUAUUUUAGUGUUGAUGAUGGAUGUGAUGUGCUGUAAAUCAGUAGGAACUGAUCUGUCCAUGCUGGAUAUUGAUGAUUUCAUCACAGAAAUCUCUCAGCUGAAGAAAGAGGUGGCGUUACUGGAGACAAAGCUGAGGUUAAGAGGAGAUGAAGGACUGAAGAGAGAGGACUCCGAGCUCAGUCUGACUUUACUCUGUUAUACUGAGUCAAAGCACACAGACGCUCAGGACACUACAGUGUGUGACAGUAAUCAGGACUUACAGGAUGAUGAAUCUACUGAUCAAACCUCCACAGAGUCUCUGGAUUCUGUCUGUAACGCUGGAGAACAGCAGCAGAUCCUGCAGACCAAACUCAACAUGUGUUCAGUCAAACUCAUCGACUGCAAGAACCUCAUGAUGAAGAUUAAAACUGAACCUACAGAAAUAAAAACUGAACCUACAGAAAUAAAAACUGAACCAACAGAAGAUGGUUAUGAAGACAAUCAUGAUGAUCAUGGUUUUAUUCCGCCAGAUGCAACGACUAAAUUAUGUUUGGACGGAGAAAUAACGUCCUCAACAUCAAAAGAGCGACUGACAGCACUUUCGUGCAUCACCGGUGGAGAGACUUUCAGCUCAAAGAGACAUUUAGAGAGAAAACACACAGAACAGAAGCAUCAUCUGAAGAAACACACCAAUGAGAGACCAUAUCUAAAGUCACACCAAACACUACACACUGAAGAAAAACCCUUUCAAUGUUCACACUGUGAUAAACGUUUCCAUCAGAAAUCUCAUCUGAUAGUCCAUGAGAGAAUUCACACUGGAGAAAAACCUCAUCACUGUAGUGUUUGUGGGAAGAGUUUUAAUCAACGUCACCAUUUAGUUUCACAUCAGAGAACUCAUACAGGUGAAAAACCUUACAAAUGCUCUCAUUGUGAUAAGAUGUUUACUCAAGCAGGCCACUUAAAAGUCCAUGAGAGAGUUCACACUGGAGAGAAACUUCAUCACUGUAGUGUUUGUGGGAAGAGUUUUCGUCAACGUGAACAUUUAGUGAGACACCAGAGAAUUCAUACAGGUGAAAAACCUUACAAAUGCUCUCAGUGUGAGAAGACGUUUACUGAGUCACGUUCCUUAAAAGUCCAUGAGAGGGUUCACACCGGAGAGAAACCAUACCACUGCUCUCACUGUGGUAAGAGCUUCUCUGAUCCAUCUCAAUUCAGAGUCCAUCAGAGAGUUCACACUGGAGAGAAACCUUACGUCUGUUCUCACUGUGGUAAGAGCUUCUCUGAUCCAUCCCAUUUCAGUGUCCAUCAGAGACUUCAUACUGGAGAAAAACCUUACCACUGCUCUCACUGUGGUAAGAGCUUCUCUGAUCCAUCUCAAUUCAGUGUCCAUCAGAGAGUUCACACUGGAGAGAAGCCUUUUCAGUGUACUCUUUGCAGGAAGAGUUUUAGUCAAAAGUCAAACUUUCUAAAGCACCAGAGAAUUCAUAAAGGAGAAAGACCUUACAAAUGCUCUCAGUGUGGUAAAAUGUUUUCUCAAGCAGGCCACUUAAAAGUCCAUGAGAGAAUUCACACAGGAGAGAAACCUUAUCUCUGUAGUGUUUGUGGGAAGAGUUUUAAUCAUCGUCUCAAUUUAGUUUCACAUCAGAGAACUCAUACAGGUGAAAAACCUUACAAAUGCUCUCAAUGUGGGAAGAAGUUUGCUCAUUCAUCUUUCUUAAAAGUCCACGAAAGAAUUCACACUGGAGAGAAACCUCAUCAAUGUAAUGUUUGUGGGAAGAGUUUUAGUCAACGUAAACAUUUAGUUUCACACCAGAGAACUCAUACAGGAGAAAAACCUUACAAAUGCUCUCAGUGUGAGAAGACAUUUACUGAGUCACGUUCCUUAAAAAUCCAUGAACGACUUCAUACUGGAGAGAAACCUUACGCCUGCUCUCAAUGUGGAAAGAGCUUCACUGAUCCAUCUCAUGUCCGAGUUCAUCAGAGAGUUCACACUGGAGAGAAAUCUCAUCACUGUAAUGUUUGUGGGAAGAGUUUUAGUCAACGUGAACAUUUAGUGAAACAUCAGAGAACUCAUACAGGUGAAAAACCUUAUAAAUGCUCUCAGUGUGAGAAGACGUUUACUGAGUCACGUUCCUUAAAAAUCCAUGAGAGAGUUCACACUGGGGAGAAACCUUACUUGUGCACUCAUUGUGGAAAGAGCUUCUCUGAUCCAUCUCAAUUCACUGUUCAUCAGAGAGUUCACACUGGAGAGAAACCUUACGUGUGCUCUUAUUGUGGAAAGAGCUUCUCUGAUCCAUCUUAUUUUAGAGUGCAUCAGAAAAUUCACACUGGAGAGAAGCCUUAUCACUGUGAUGUUUGUGGUAAAAGUUUUAAUCUACGUGAUUAUUUAGUGUCACACCAGAGAACUCAUACAGGUGAAAAACCUUAUAAGUGCAGUGAAUGUGGAAAAACCUUUAGGCAUGCAAAGUUAUUAAAAUCACACCAGAAUAUUCACUCUGAAGAGAAACCCUUUCAAUGUUCACACUGUGAUAAACGUUUCAGUCAUAAAUCUCAUCUGAUAGUCCAUGAGAGAAUUCACACUGGAGAGAAACUUCAUCACUGUAAUGUUUGUGGGAACAGUUUUAAUCAACAUCAACAUUUAGUGUCACACCAGAGAACUCAUACAGGUGAAAAACCUUACAAAUGCUCUCAAUGUGAGAAGACGUUUGCUCAGUCAAGUCACUUAAGAAUCCAUGAGAGAGUUCACACUGGAGAGAAACCUUACGUCUGCUCGAUCUGCGGAAAGAGCUUCUCUGCUGUAAGAUAUGUUGGAGUUCAUAUGAGAGUUCAUACGGGAGAGAAACCUUAUGACUGUAAUGUUUGUGGGAAGGGUUUUGGGCAACAGGCUACCUUUAUAAAGCACCAGAGAACUCAUACAGGAGAAAAACCUUACAAAUGCUCUCUGUGUGAGAAGAUGUUUGCUUAUUCAGAUUCCUUAAAAGUCCAUCUGAGAGUUCACACUGGAGAGAAACCUUACGUCUGCUCUCAAUGUGGAAAGAGCUUCACUAAUUUAAGUUCUAUUAAAGUUCAUCAGAGAAUUCACACUGGAGAGAAACCUUAUCACUGUAAUGUCUGUGGGAAGAGUUUUAAUCAACGUGAACAUUUAGUGAAACAUCAGAGAACUCAUACAGGUGAAAGACCUUACAAAUGCUCUCAUUGUGAGAAGACGUUUGCUCAGUCAAGUAUCUUAAAAGUCCAUCAGAGGGUUCAUACACGAGAGAAACCUUACGUCUGCUCUCACUGUGGAAAGAGCUUCUCUGAUUCUAGAAGUAUUCAGCAUCAUCAGAAGAAACAUAAUUAUGAACAAACUACACUGAAAUCAUCAUAGUGUCUUAAAAUCUUUGCACAGUGGUCAUGUAUAUUCGGUGCAAAUGUUAAAUGCGAUGAUGUGCUAGAACAAAAACAAUUGAUUUCUAUGAAUGACUUUACAUUGACCUUGGUUAUUUGCAGCACAAAAAAAUGAAGGUGUAGUUCUCAUCACCAGGUAACAUUUUUAAACUCUCUCAUUUUGUGAAGGGUUUUGUGUGAUUGAUAAGUUUAUUAUAUUGAUUGAAUUGGAUGUUAAAGUAAUACGCUGUUCACUCUCUCCUUAUUGAGUGUUUAGUAUGAAUGAUGCAUUAUAUUGUUUGAAUCGGACUUUGAAUUAUUUUGUAGUAUUGACAUCUAUAUUAUUGAUUAAUGUGUUAUAUAAAUUGAAUUGAUUUUUGAAUGAUCAUGUUGCUUACUUGGCUAAUAAAUUGUUACGUUUGGAUUUA